This is a messenger RNA of Tilletiopsis washingtonensis, 327 nucleotides long. RefSeq lists its product as hypothetical. The record is from RefSeq and is a predicted model, not a curated record. Bases 1 to 327 code for a protein of 108 amino acids. The transcript is spliced from 4 exons. Lineage: Eukaryota; Fungi; Basidiomycota; Exobasidiomycetes; Entylomatales.
AUGCCAGCCAUGAAGAAACGCGAAGCGAGCGAGGAGGCGCACGACGUCGCUGCCAAGAGUGCCGCAUUCGACGACGACGCCGCGGUGGAGCUGAACUACGCCAUCCGCAAGGUGAUCACUGCGCACGCCAACGAACUGUACGAUCACGCGCCCUCGCUUGUGCAGUUCAGAGCCAAGGGCCGCAUCCACCGCCACAUUGGCACGCUCCUGGGCAGCGCCCGCGCCGGCGCAGAGGCGGGCCGCCGCUUCGAGGCCGACAAGAAGGCCGCUGCGGCGCCCGAGAAGAACUCGGCCACACCGAGCCCCAAGAAGGCCAAGCACGAGUGA